This is a messenger RNA of Aspergillus ochraceoroseus IBT 24754, 984 nucleotides long. Its product is annotated as endo alpha-1,4 polygalactosaminidase. The transcript has a single exon. The record is from RefSeq and is a predicted model, not a curated record. Lineage: Eukaryota; Fungi; Ascomycota; Eurotiomycetes; Eurotiales; Aspergillaceae. Bases 1 to 984 code for a protein of 327 amino acids.
AUGGGACCACCCGAAGAAACCGCACUGAAGGACGGCUCCCCCAAAGGAGGGUGGAAAUCCUGGACCACCAAGAAGAAGCUCAUUGUCCUUGCCUCUGUACUCGUCUUUAUUAUCGUCCUUGCCGUCGGUCUUGGAGUCGGUCUUGGUCUUGGUCUUGGUCAUGGAAGUGGAGGCGAAGGAGAAGGCGAAGGAAGUGGAGGAAGCAACAACAACACCACCACCACCACCACCAACGGCACCAGCUCCGCCAAAUGGCAGCCUGCUGUUGGAUCCACGUGGCAAAUCCAGCUUCUAUACCCGAUCAACGAUACCUCAGUCGACGUGGAAAUCUACGAUAUCGAUCUCUUCGAUAAUACCAAGUCCGUUAUCGAUGAGUUACACGGUCUCGGGCGUAAGGUGAUCUGCUACUUCUCGGCCGGCACGUACGAGGACUGGCGGCCUGAUGCGGACAAAUUCCGCCGGGCAGAUAUCGGAACCGGCCUGGAGGAAUGGGCAGGCGAGAACUGGCUGAAUAUUUCGUCGCAGGGCGUGCGCGAGGUCAUGGUCGAGCGGCUGGACCUUGCGCAGAGCAAAGGCUGCGACGGGGUCGACCCGGAUAAUGUCGACGGGUACGAUAACCCGAACGGACUGGGGCUCACACAGGCGGACUCGGUCGAUUAUAUGAAUUGGUUGGCCGGGGAGGCUCAUGGGCGCAACAUGUCGAUCGGUCUCAAGAACGCGGGCGCGAUCAUUUUGCCGGUGAUUGCGAACAUGCAGUGGAGCGUCAACGAGCAGUGUGCGCAGUACAACGAGUGCGACAACUACGGGGCGUUCCCGGACAAUGACAAGCCGGUGUUCCAUCUGGAGUAUCCCAAGCAAGACGAGAACAAUAACCACCUGGUGACGGGGGCGAAGAAAACCAAGGCGUGUGAUUUUACCGACUCGACCCGGUUCUCGACUCUGAUCAAGAACAUGGAUCUGGAUGAAUGGUAUCAGACCUGUUGA